AUGCUAAAAUUACUUAUAGUUAAUCGCGCUUAUAGUUUAAUAGGAUUGUUAGAAUUAAAUGUUGUUGUGGACUAUAAUGUAGAUUUUGAUGAAAUACAUACUGAGUUUUGUAAACAGUUCAAUGAAAAAGUUAAAGGAAGUAGUUUUGGGGGAAUAAUUGGACCACAAAUGAAGGUGCCGGGACAAUGUUGGAAGGUUAGUCCAUUGCCGGGACGUAUGCUUGCUAAACACCAAGAUGGUUUACUGGAUGAUUCUGGAAAGUUUGGAGGCAAAGAAGUGUUAAGUGAGCUUGGAAUUAAAACUAAAGUUGAAAUAGUGGGAUAUGUAAUUGCUGACUCAACAUCGCACGAUGUGGUACUUAAAGAAAAAGCUAAGCACGUCGAAGCUGUAAUUAUGAAUAGUGGAUAUCAUUGCGGAAUAUUUUUUUCAUCUAGUGAAUUAAGCAAAGGUGAUGUUAUAUUGCGUGCAGGAACAAUAUUGAUGGAUUUAUUGGAAUACGCCCAAAAAUUAGCAAGUAAAGGAGAUAGUAACCAACAGCAGAACGCUCAAUAUUUUCAAAGUCUAAUUCAGCAAAAAAAUUCACCUAUUAAGCCUGAUAAUAAACCUAAGAAUAACACUCCGCCAUUAAUUGGUGGAUUGGCUCCGCCCGCACCUAGCGAAAUUACUACUAAUUUGACCGCCCCCGAAGUAAUUGGCAAAAAGAUUGAUAAAAGGCGAUUAAACAGAACUGGUCGCACCGAACAAUUUGCCACCCGAGUUACCAAAGAAUGGUUAGAAAAAGUAAAAAAUAUUUCUCAGCAGGAGAAACUUUUUCAAGCCGAAGUAUUAGAAAAAGCCCUAGCAAGUUAUGAGCGAGAAAAAAAGAGAAAAAUGAGCAAAUAA
Messenger RNA from Ambispora gerdemannii, 882 nucleotides. The record is from the annotation of a GenBank genome assembly. NCBI's taxonomy places the organism in Eukaryota, Fungi, Glomeromycota, Glomeromycetes, Archaeosporales, Ambisporaceae.